ACUUCACUCUCAACCGGAACCGUCGGCAGUAUCUGUGAAUUCCCUCUCCGUCUGUUGGUUUUCGGAGAACUUCUUCUCUCAUUUUCCUGAUCUUUCCGUUUGUUUCCAGUAAAAACUAGAGAAAAUGAGGGAAAUCCUCCACGUGCAGGGCGGACAAUGCGGGAACCAGAUCGGAUCCAAGUUCUGGGAGGUGGUCUGCGACGAGCACGGUAUAGAUCCGACUGGAAGGUACACUGGAAACUCAGAUCUGCAACUGGAGCGGGUGAAUGUGUACUACAAUGAGGCUUCGUGCGGGAGAUUUGUUCCUAGGGCUGUGCUCAUGGAUCUGGAGCCUGGGACUAUGGACAGUGUGAGGACUGGUCCUUAUGGCCAGAUCUUCAGGCCUGAUAAUUUCGUUUUUGGGCAAUCCGGUGCCGGAAAUAACUGGGCGAAGGGGCAUUACACUGAGGGUGCGGAGCUGAUCGAUUCGGUUCUCGAUGUUGUGCGGAAGGAGGCUGAGAAUUGUGACUGUCUUCAAGGUUUCCAAGUGUGCCACUCACUUGGUGGAGGCACUGGUUCUGGAAUGGGAACUUUGCUGAUUUCAAAGAUCAGGGAAGAAUACCCUGAUAGAAUGAUGCUUACUUUCUCUGUGUUCCCAUCACCCAAGGUUUCAGAUACAGUGGUGGAGCCAUAUAAUGCCACCCUCUCUGUUCAUCAGCUUGUUGAAAAUGCAGAUGAGUGUAUGGUUCUUGACAACGAGGCUUUGUAUGACAUCUGCUUCAGAACCCUCAAGCUAACCACUCCUAGCUUUGGUGAUCUGAACCAUUUGAUCUCUGCAACCAUGAGUGGGGUCACUUGCUGCCUCAGGUUCCCAGGUCAGCUCAAUUCUGACCUCCGGAAACUUGCGGUGAACCUCAUUCCCUUCCCCCGUCUACACUUCUUCAUGGUUGGGUUUGCUCCUCUCACCUCUCGUGGGUCUCAGCAGUAUCGUGCACUAACAGUCCCCGAGCUCACCCAGCAGAUGUGGGAUGCCAAGAACAUGAUGUGUGCUGCAGACCCACGUCAUGGCCGCUACCUCACUGCCUCAGCUAUGUUCAGGGGCAAGAUGAGCACCAAAGAAGUGGAUGAACAAAUGAUCAAUGUCCAGAACAAGAACUCUUCAUACUUUGUUGAAUGGAUACCCAACAAUGUUAAAUCAAGCGUUUGUGACAUUCCACCUAGGGGUCUUUCCAUGGCAUCAACGUUCAUUGGUAACUCUACCUCAAUUCAGGAGAUGUUCAGGCGGGUGAGCGAGCAGUUCACAGCUAUGUUCAGGAGGAAGGCUUUCUUGCAUUGGUACACUGGGGAAGGCAUGGACGAAAUGGAGUUCACCGAAGCUGAGAGCAACAUGAAUGACCUUGUGUCUGAAUAUCAGCAGUACCAGGAUGCAACAGCUGAUGAGGAAAUUGACUAUGAAGAUGAGGAGGAACCUGAACAAGAUAUGUAAGUCGAUCAUAAGAUAUUGCUGAGUGCUGCUCUGCCAUUCCGUUAUGGUAAAAUGUGCCUAAAUAUUUUUCUACUACUUGAGGGGUUGAGCCAUGGGAAUUGUUUGAUGUCUUUUCUGUGUGACGAUUAGCGGGCAAAUAGUAGUAGUUGAGUCCCCAAAAAUGCCCGUUUUCCUUUCCAAUUGAAGUAGUUUGAUACCAGUUGUUGCGAGAUGUGGAAAGUUCAAAAUGUAUCCUUUUCAUUCCUGCUUGAAUUUCAGCAUAUUGCCUUUUUCUACACAUUCCGUGAUGGUCUGUUUGUUUUGGUUGAUCCGGAAUUAAUUGAAUUAUUGACACUACUGUGGGUUUGAUUUUA
Vitis riparia (riverbank grape) is the source of this 1818-nucleotide messenger RNA. Its product is annotated as tubulin beta-4 chain. Gene Ontology annotation, cellular component: microtubule; cytoplasm. Bases 125 to 1465 code for a protein of 446 amino acids. Gene Ontology annotation, biological process: mitotic cell cycle; microtubule cytoskeleton organization. The record is from RefSeq and is a predicted model, not a curated record. Lineage: Eukaryota; Viridiplantae; Streptophyta; Magnoliopsida; Vitales; Vitaceae. Gene Ontology annotation, molecular function: GTP binding; structural constituent of cytoskeleton; GTPase activity. The transcript is spliced from 3 exons.